Molecule: messenger RNA, 417 nt
Organism: Knipowitschia caucasica
Lineage: Eukaryota; Metazoa; Chordata; Actinopteri; Gobiiformes; Gobiidae
Source: the annotation of a GenBank genome assembly
AUGGAGUUUUCUGCUGCUGCGACUCACGUUGAAGCCCAGGCUCGGCUAACAGAGAGGCAGAUUCAGGAUCAGUUUAAGAGGCUGCACCAGUUUCUAGAGGAAGAAGAGCAGAGCUGGAUCAGCGCUCUGAGGGAGGAAGAGCAGCAGAAGAGGAGGAGCCUGGAGGACAAGAUGGCAGCUGUGAACCGAGAUAUGGAGGCUCUGUCUGAGACAAUCACAGCCACAAAGAAGCAGAUGGCCUCAGCAGAUGUUUCCUUCCUGCUGCAGUAUAAGGCUGCACUGGAGAGAGUGAAAUGCUGCCCCCCAGUGGUAGGACCAGAGCUGGGACCGGGAGCUCUGAUAGACCAGGCCAAACAUGGGAUUCAACAUCUGGAAGAACAUGAAAGACCUGUUCCAGUUCUACCCUGUUGUUCUUGA